CAGUUUGUUUGAUUGGUACCAGACCUGGGUCACUAAGCCAUGUGCAAGUCUAGUACCCCCAUUGCAGAGAAGAGAGGUACACCACAAAAGAGGGGAGCCAAGCUAAGCACCACACUUUUCUGAAGAAAGAAUGAAGACAGAAACCACCCCCAAGAUGACGGUGCUCCAUGCUCCGGUUGGAGUGAGGAGCAUCGUGAGCUCCCUUGUGGCCUUCUUCAUCGUCGCCAGCUCUGCCACCUUCUUGCUUGACCGAGGCCAGGAAGCACAAGUUCAAAUGGCGGUCGAGCAUGGACGCCAAGAAAUGCAGGUGAAGGUGGAGGCUGGACUCCAAGAACCAGCGAUGAGAGGGACUACUGAUGCGGGCGAUGCCGGUGAGCAGGAGUGCAACUGGUCGAGGGGACGGUGGGUGUUCGACAACAUGUCCAGGCCAUUGUACUCUGGGCUCAAAUGUACUUUCAUCUUUCCUGAGGUGGCUUGCGACAAAUAUGGAAGGAAGGAUAUCAUGUAUCAGCACUGGAGAUGGCAGCCUCAUGGAUGCGACCUUCCAAGAUUCGAUGCCACCAAGCUGCUUGAAAAGCUGAGGAACAAGAGAUUAGUAUUUGUGGGCGAUUCAGUCAACAGGAACCAAUGGGUUUCUCUGGUGUGCAUGGUGGAAGCCUCAAUACCUGAUGACAGGCUCAAGACGCGCAUCUUCAAUGGCUCACUCAUCUCCUUCAAGGCACUGGAAUACAAUGCAACAAUAGAUUUCUACUGGUCACCACUGCUUGUGGAGUCCAACAGCGACAACCCAAUAAUCCACCGUGUGGAGUACCGGAUCAUAAGGGCAGACAGAAUUGAGAAGCAUGCCAGUGUCUGGAGGGAUGCUGACAUCAUUGUCUUCAAUUCUUACUUGUGGUGGAGGAAGCAGAAGGAUGACAUGAGGAUGAAGGUGAUGUAUGGCUCAUUUGAAGAUGGAGAUGCAAGGUUAGACGAAAUGGAAAUGAUUGAUGGUUUUGAGAUAGCUCUCAAGAAACUUACUGAAUGGCUUGGAGAGAAUAUUGACAAGAACAAGACAAGAAUCUUUUUCGCAGGAUCAUCACCUACACAUUCCUGGGCUAGCAACUGGGGUGGUGAAGACAGCAACAAGUGCCUCAACGAAACGGAGCCGAUCUACAAAGUUGGAUACAAAGCCGCAACUACAGAUUACAGUCUGAUGGCCAAGGCUAAGUCAUAUUUUAAAACAUUGGAGCCGAAAGGCAUACAUGUUCAGAUACUGAACAUAACAGAGCUGUCCGACUACCGCAAGGACGGGCAUCCUACUGUGUUCAGGAGACAGUUUGUUCCUCUGACAAAAGAGCAGAUUGCGGACCCAGCCAGCUAUGCGGAUUGCACACAUUGGUGCCUCCCCGGCGUUCCUGAUGUCUGGAACGAGUUUUUAUACGGCUACCUCAUGUACAAAUGAUACACCAUGCCAGAUUUUAUCCCCCCAACAUAUAUAAUGUACAAAUGACAUACUGCAUCUAGAUUAGGCUGCUUUACUUUGUGCAGAGAAUGGCUGGCCCCAACACAUUUACAUGCAGAGACAGAUAAAAGGGUCUGUCUGUGUACCAUCUCACUAAAUCACAGAAGGAGACACUCAAAGUGAACAGUGUAUAGCAGUGUGCUAUUUGUUUUCA
This is a messenger RNA of Panicum virgatum (switchgrass), 1655 nucleotides long. Its product is annotated as protein trichome birefringence-like 34. The coding region runs from base 131 to 1441 and encodes 436 amino acids. The record is from RefSeq and is a predicted model, not a curated record. The transcript has 5 exons. NCBI's taxonomy places the organism in Eukaryota, Viridiplantae, Streptophyta, Magnoliopsida, Poales, Poaceae. Gene Ontology annotation, molecular function: O-acetyltransferase activity. Gene Ontology annotation, cellular component: Golgi apparatus.